AUAUUAAUAUAGGAAAUAGAAGAAUUCUGAGGACUAAUCCAUGCAGAAAUAACCUAUAAAACAGACAGGCAGAGGGACCCAGCAGAGACCAGCAAAGCCUGCAAGUCAUCACAUUCCAUCAGAAAUAUCCAGAUAAAACCAGAUGAAAAAGCACUUCAACAACUCCUAAACAACUGCUGGGACUACAGAACUCACAGACACAGCAAGAGAUCACAUUUGAACUAUGGCUCAUAGUGACUUCCUCUACCCAGAGAACCCAAAGAGGCGGCAGGAAGUAAACCGUCUUCACCAGCAGCUCCUUGACUGCUUAUCUGACAGCUUCCAUGUCACCAAUAAGUUGACUGGGGUUCUAAAUAUGCACUUGGGGUGCAGGCUGCCCUCCAUUGAGAUGAGAAGAGAGGGGACCAUCAAAGAAAACUGCGAUAUCAUCAUCCAAGCCAUUAUGGAAAUCCAAAAGGAACUGCAAAAGGUUGAUGAAGCACUAAAAGACAAACUAGAGCCAACGCUUUACAGAAAACUUCAGGAUAUUAAGGAAAGGGAAACAGAGAAAAUUGCGAUAGUACAAAAGGUGAUCUCAGUCAUUCUAGGAGAAGCAACAUCUGCAGCCAGUGCAGUGGCUGUUAAACUUGUAGGCUCAAAUGUCACAACUGGCAUAAUUAACAAGUUGGUCACUGUGUUAGCUCAAAUUGGUGCUUCUCUCCUUGGUAGUAUUGGAGUUGCCGUUCUUGGCCUUGGCAUAGAUAUGAUCUUCCGUGCCAUCCUGGGAGCAGUAGAGAAAACGCAGCUUCAAGCAGCCAUCAAAAGUUAUGAGAAGCAUCUGGUGGAGUUCCAGUCAGCCUCAGAAAAAUAUCAUCAUGCCAUUACUGAGGUCUCUAAUACAGUGAAACACCAAAUGAAAUGAACAUUUUAUCUGCCCCUGGAAUAUUUUUCUGCUUCCCUCUCAAUAAUUGUGUUUGCUUCUUUGAUUAGGCUCAUUUUCUAUACGCUUCUAAUAGGGACUUAAAUAGGGUAAACAAUUUUGAAAGGGGAAUUGAAGAUGCCAAAAGUAGACGUCUUUUGUGUUUUGGACCAACAAUAAAUGCCUGGAUAGUUGGUGCUACUCCUGAGUAGUAAAAAAUUACAUCCUAGGAUGUUUUCUUACCCUGUUCUCCCAGAUCAACACUGGCGCAAAUGCCAUUGUAGAGAAGCAAGUAUAGGGGUUACCGUUUCCUUUUCUAAUUUCCAGCCAAAAUCCUUAAAAUUUACACUGAAUACAGAGACUUUCAUUUCUACCACUAGCUUCAAAUAUCAUUUAGUUCUCAGGGACUACUUAGCAAAUUCUGCCUGGACACAAUCUCUGGGCCCGCAAAUGGAAUAGAAAUACUAUCAUAUUUUUGACCAUCAGAUUAAAUCCAAUUUUCUGUAAACGGGAGAAGACUGAAAAAUGGUUUGUAACAAUUUCCUUCAAUGAUGAAAGGAAGCAAUGGAUCUGUAAACUUUUACUAAUCAUACAAUGUAAUAUGGAUGGAUUUUUAAAAGGCAAAAGUUAAAGCUAAAAAGAUAAAGGUUCUGUUUCUAUAAUUACAAUCAACUUUGACCAACUGUGAUGGUUAAAUAUCACUUAAGUGAAUGUUUCUACACUCUGGAACAUGUAAAAAACAAGCCAGGAAACCACAGCUAUACAUGUGUAAAAUGCAUUUAGGAUGUAGAAUAGAACUCUUUAAGAAUUUGUCAUUUAAAGGAAAGUCAUAAUUUAUUACAUUAUCAAUUUUCAGAAAAAAGAGAAUAUAAUUUCAUUUUCAAUACUAGCAAAAAGGUGGCAGCUAUUUUUACAUGAAGCAUUAGGUAGUCAGUCCAUUUCUCUAAUUACCUAAUUUCAGAAAAAUCCAGGGGGUAUGGAGUCCUAAUGAUUCAGCUGAAUCUCUGGAGAUGCAAGUGUUUGUUUCCUAAAUCCAUCACUAAUGAAUAAUUCCCAGCGGGACUCUUUUAGUGCACAUGUACAAAAUUAUUAAUAUGCUGUUGAUGUAAGAAUGUGUUUGUUAUAGUUGAUUCUUGCAUCCAAGUACAAGAAAUAAAAACUGCUCAUCAUAUCUAAAAAAUCUUAACUACCUAGGUGAAAAAUAUUAGCUAUAUGAAAGACUUUAAUUUUUCCAAUGUACUCUUCACUUUUUCUUUCUCUUCUAGCAUUGCUUGUUUUAGUUGCAAAACAUCAAAAUUUAGUUCACCUUCAAAAUUAAAUCUUAUUUUCUUUAUUACUGGUUUAUGAUGUUUAACCUGCAAGAUCUUUUUAUUACUUUCUGAGACUCAAAUUCAGUCUAAAAUCAAAUCAAGAAUUUACUAAGACAAAGGUUAGUUUAAGUAUGGGACCAAUUUUAUACCGUUAAGGGCACACAAAUAUUCUGCUCAAAAUUAACAUCUACCCCGACCAAUAUUUUUAAGUAUUUAUAGUUGAUAUUAAGAAUGGGCCUAUUUCAAACUGUUUUUCCUAUAAGGGAUAUACUCAGAUUAAGAUCAGAAAUAACCAGGAGUGUCCUUUAAGCGCUGAAUGUUUAAAAUAUU
This is a messenger RNA of Microcebus murinus (gray mouse lemur), 2538 nucleotides long. It is a transcript of the gene SMCO3, whose product is annotated as single-pass membrane protein with coiled-coil domains 3. The record is from RefSeq and is a predicted model, not a curated record. Lineage: Eukaryota; Metazoa; Chordata; Mammalia; Primates; Cheirogaleidae.